ACAAAAGCACCCCCUGAUUUUAGGAGCAGUUACACAUCAUCAGCUUCUUUCUCUGGCUUUAUUUUAGCUCUAAACAGCAAGAAUGUAAGUGGCACGGCGGAAUAUUUAGCUGUCUGGAUGUUUGGCCGAUAAAGCGACUUAUCCUAGCCGCUGUUGUUCUCUCCAAACUUGUUUUUGUUUGUUGAUUCGGCAGCUAAGCUAGCUCUGAGGUUAGCUCACCUUCAUCUGGACAUAAACGUCUGAAACAACCAACAAGUUAUUAAAUAUACUGCAUAUCUGUCCUUCAAGAGGCGGUUUUACAAAACCUCAGUUUUGAUCCAGUAGAGAUGGGAAGUCUGGGAAGCAGGUUCCAGUCCCCCUCUCAGGGACCAGAGGAGGCUGCAGAGGGCACAAGUACAUUCAGUCACAAACAUGGAUGUGAAUGUAAGAAGAGGAAACGAAAUGCUCAGUGUGACUGUGACAGCGAGCAGGAUGAAGAUGAUGCGAUUCUAGAUACACCUCGCAGGAAGAAAUUGAAAAGCACAUCCAGAUACAUUUAUCAGACAUUGUUUCUGAAUGGCGAAAACAGUGACAUUCGCAUUUGUGCCCUGGGGCAAGAAUGGAACCUUCACAAAGUAUAUCUGUGUCAGUCUGGAUAUUUCUCCAGCAUGUUCAGUGGCUCAUGGAAGGAGUCAAACAUGAUGGAAAUCAGCUUGGAAAUUCCAGACCAGAACAUCGACACGGAAGCUCUGCAGGUUGUAUUUGGAUCUCUGUACCGGGAUGACGUUCUGAUCAAGCCCAGCAGAGUCAUCAGUAUUCUCGCCGCUGCUUGCAUGCUCCAGCUGGACGGUUUGAUCCAGCAGUGUGGAGAAACUAUGAAGGAAAACAUUAGUGUGAAGACUGUGUGUGGCUACUACGCUUGUGCGAGUAUCUAUGGCUUGGAUUCAGUAAUGAAAAAGUGUCUUGAGUGGCUUCUUAACAACCUGAUGACUCACCAGAAUGUGGACUUGAUGAAAGAACUUGGGGUGGAGGUGAUGGAGCAGCUCAUCCAGUCCUCAGACCUGUUUGUCAUGCAGGUGGAGAUGGAUGUAUACACUGCUCUCAAAAAGUGGAUGUUUCUGCAGCUUAAUCUGUCAUGGGACGGCCCCAUCAAGCAGCUGUUGGCUGAUGCUGACGCCUGGCUUUGCAAACGCAGAACAGACCUUUGUGAACAGGAGCCCUUCUUGAGUACAGAGGACGGUGCACCAUUUCGGUCAGUUUUCAAAUAUGUUCGCCUUCAGUAUAUCGUCAACGAUCUCGCAUCUGCACGAAUCCUGGAGAGAGACAAUAUUCUGCCCCCUGAUUGGUUAACGUCCGUGUACAAAAAUCAGUGGUUUGCGAUGCUCCGGACAGAAUUUGACAAUGAUAAUGGUCCCCAGGAAGCGAACAAAGAGGAGUUUGAGCUGAGCAGUAUGAGGUGCGGCAGGAAGUUGACUAAAGAUGGAGACUACUGCUGGCGUUGGACGGGUUUUAACUUUGGUUUUGAUCUUCUGGUGACCUACACAAACCGCUUCAUAGUAUUUAAGAGGAAUACUCUAAGUCAACCAUGUGGGGGCGCUGUGAGUCUCCAACCACGGAGACAUCUGGCAUACAGGUUACGUCUUGCAUCCUUUGAUAACCGCGGAAAGCUGGUCUGUAGUCGAUCAACGGGGUACCAGCUUCUGACUUUAGAGAAAGACCAGGAGUAUGUGGUGAUGAACCUGGACAGCCGUUUGUUAUCAUUCCCGCUGUAUGUGUGCUGUAACUUCCUGUAUACGUCGCCUCAGUCAGACCAGCGUCCAGACUCUUCAGAACAAGAGAGCAGCACCCGCAGCUUAUCCUGAUGUCUGUUCAGCACCCGUGAACUUCUGCCGUUCCACUGGUGAUGCUCAGACACAGACACCAUCUUGUAUGUACAAUCGACCACCACAUGUACCACUACUCUGACAUUUGACAAGUCACCUGCAUGCUCUGUACCUCAGUGACGUGUUUGGGGAAGAUGUUUUGUAUCUGUGUAUUCAGUGUUAUGGCAUAUUCUACGUUAACUUCACAUAAGUAUACAGAAUAAAGGAAACACAUCAGAGUGUACAAGAGGGUUAAGCCCCCUCCCCCCUUGCUGUCAGAGCAGCUUCAUCAUGCACUGUUUGCAUUGGGAUGUUGGACCAGUCUCCAAGGUGGAAAACCAUCUGUGGUUUGGACAUUUGAGAAGCCGAAAACUGUUCUUCAGAGCUUUCUGGGUUCUGAGGUUUCAGAGGGUUCUGAUUUUUUUUUUUUUUUUUUCUACAGUAGGGUUAUAUGAGGUACUUGUCUAUAGUCGGUGUGUUGCCUGUAGUAGAUUGUGGUUGACAGAAUAUUUCUGCUGCUGUGGAGAGGACCAUGAGGACAACCACAGUAAAAUUAUUAAAUCUACCUUGUAUAUUUAGAAUAUUUUCACCAAUUUAUCAGGCAAUCAGUGGACUCACCCGUCACUCUUUUCAAAAACGCGUGGAUGCUUUGACAAAAGCUUAAAUUUAUGUUAGACAGGAGUUUCAGGCCUACUGCUGCCUCAAGGUUAUGUUUUAUUUAUUUAUUAUUUUUUUUACAUGAAACUUGCAUGGUGUUUUUGUCUCGCGGCGAUAUAACUGCUUUAAUUUUAGAAAAGGCUUUCUAACAGCAAGGUGCAGUGGUGAAAAUGUUAAAUAUGGCACAUAUUCCAAGAACAUUUGGUAUAAAUCAUGAAAAAAUGUAAAGCAAUACACCCCCUCCUCUCUGUUCAAGCACUAAUUGAAGAUAUUAGUGAACAAAGCAGUGACACCACUGUGGAAAAGCAAUGCCAAAAUAUCACUGUCAGGGGAGCUGCCAUGUUGCUUCUGUGAUGAGCCCCAGAACAGAGUAACACAGAUGCAUCUGACAGAAUCCCUGGUCUCUUAAAAGACCUGUGAUGUCCAGCCAUGAUAGAUCUUCCAAAGCCUGAACACUCAACGAUGAUGAGAUGCAGAAGUGUUUACUCUCCAACUGAAAGAAUUACAAUAUACUGGAAGAGUAUUAAGGACAUUUUGCCCAAAGAAGCCCAAAAUAAUAUUGCUUUUUGAAGCUGAAAUGUGCUCUUUUACUGACCCAUCCACAGAAGAACAUUCUUUAGCUUCUGUGCCAGUACUUUUUUAUGUGUGCCCCAAACUGGAGCCUUCAUUUACAACAGAUAAUACACAGGCUAGGAAGUACCUCUCAUAACCCCACUUAGAAAAAAAUAAACAAACCCUUUAAGGUCAAUAUAAGGCCAUGGAUGAGGUUAAAGACAGUCAUCUAGAUAAACCUCUUAAGUAAUCUGCCAGAAAAGCUGCUGCACUGACUUCUUUGUACAGAUUCUAAUCUGUUGUAUCUUUUGGGACGUGGUCAGAGGAGUGGCCUGUGAUCUGCACAUAAGUGACUGGAGCCUGUCGAUUUAUCCUGCUAGUGUUGACAACAUGCACUCCCACAACCAGUGCAGUCCUGAUUGCUGUUGAAUACCACACUACACACAGUUGACCACAAGUAAAAGAGAUUUUGCAUCUUCCUCUUUAAAUUCCACUGGAGUAACUUCUGGGAGUUUGGGCUGCAUUGCCACAGACUCAAAACUAAGAAGCAUCGUUACUCUCAAAUCACCUCUUAAAAUGAAUUUCCUCAGAUGUCAUGAACUAAAACAUUGUAUUCAUUUGACUGAUGCAGAUAAUACAAAUAUUGGCUGUACUUGGUUGUACAUACAGAUGAGUUAAACCCAAGUGACCAUGUUGUUUUAUGUUUGUAAGUGAAACAGAGUUCAGUCCUUCAACAUUUGUCAUGUUUUUGUUCAUUAACGUCAUUUGUUGUCAGUUCACUGUUGGACAUUCAGUAACUGACACCAGCUACAUAAUCACACAUACUGUUUUGUGAUUUAUGCAGCGUUAACCAGCUACUCAAAUAUUUGACUGUUCCCUUCAACACAUUACGCACAUGUGAAGUUCAUGCUGUCAUACAUUUAUUCGGGUCUGACCUGUUUGGAGGUUUUGGAGAUCUGUUACAGUUACCUCAUGUUGUUGAUUAGUAAAUUUGGGGAUUUUCAUGAUGUAUGUAUUGGACAUGUACUGCUAACACAUUCAUAUAACCUGCCUGUAUAGCUCCACCUGUAAAUGUCAUUAUGCUUAAACAUGGUUUAUUUAGCAUUUAUUUAUUUUUUACUUCAUUUGUAUGGAUUUAUUUUUGAAAAAACACACGUGUACAGUUUUGAACUGCCAAUAAAUCUGCCCAUUCACGUGGGCUGUGGUGCUAUCACAUGGGUCUUUACUGCAGCUGUACCAUUAUUGCUGUAUUAUUAUUAUUGUUGUUGUUAUUAUUAUUAUUAUUAUUACUAUUAUUAUUAUUAUUACACUUGAUCAAUACUGAGCUUGUCCUCUACUGACUUUUUUCUCUUUUAUUGGAACUUAAUGGUGCUUGUGUACCAUAUCAUAUUUGGUGACAUUCUCAAAGCCCGCUUUAUUCCCUCUUUAUUUUCCUACAAAUAUUAUUCCUUACAUUCAGAUGAGACUACUUGUAAAUAUGUUUGAUGUUACAUUUUAUGACUGAUGGAUGUACUCGUUGAACAACCUGAAAAAGUAAUCAUACUUCACUCAACUCCCUUUGAAAACACCCACUUUUUUAUUAUCUAAGGUAACAUUUAAAUAAAGACCAGCCUAUUACAUUCAUGAACAGAUAGACUAAAAAUAUCAGAGUAUAUAUCAUACUUCCUGGCUGUUAAGAGUGUCUUCAAGAGGAGCUUCUAGUGAUCUGGUUUCUAAUGUUUUUCUCAAUUUACUGUACAUUUUGGACUGUUACAAUGCUUUAUACAUUCUUGGAUAUAACAGCCUCUAUUUGUGGUUGAGAAGAAAUUUUUUUUUUUUUUUUUCUGAAAGCUCGGUCAUAAACAUUUUUACAUCUAUAAUUUAAAACAUAUUAACAUUUAAUCUUCAUAUCAACUCAUGACUGGUUCUUUCAUAAUUGGAUGCAAUGACUCAACUUGUUCUUAUCUACUGGAUUAUAUGGUCAGGGAUAUUUUUCCUAAUACCACUGUGCUUAUCUUCCAAAAAGGUUUUUCAUGAUCAUGGCCAAACCCCUAGCUGAUGGCAUUAGGACAUUGUGUGAAGGAGCACUUAGUAGAUUUGGACCAAUACGUGGCUUGGGGACUUCACAUCAGGUUUACUGUGCGUGUUCGCUGCUUCUUGUAUCAUUUUCUUCUGCAGUCAUUCAGGCUGCCACCUUACAGUGUUGCCUUUCAUGUACCAUUAUUUGUAUGUAAUUAAGAGUAAUCUUUGCAGUCAUUAAAAUAUGUGCAACAAAAC
Sphaeramia orbicularis (orbiculate cardinalfish) is the source of this 5306-nucleotide messenger RNA. It is a transcript of the gene gmcl1, whose product is annotated as germ cell-less, spermatogenesis associated. The transcript is spliced from 15 exons. Gene Ontology annotation, molecular function: protein binding. The coding region runs from base 327 to 1841 and encodes 504 amino acids. Gene Ontology annotation, biological process: germ cell development. The record is from RefSeq and is a predicted model, not a curated record. NCBI's taxonomy places the organism in Eukaryota, Metazoa, Chordata, Actinopteri, Kurtiformes, Apogonidae.